UUUCUAACAAAAAAUUUCUUGGCUUCAUUUUUUUGUUUGUUAAUCUACUUUUAAAAAAGAGAUUUAAAUUUUACAAUAAAAAAAAAGUAAUUUACUUCUAAAAUGGCGAGUCAUACUACAAACAGUAAAAAUUAUAAUAUGAAACUUAUUGAUACUCUUUAUAAUCAAGUUCCAGCUUUUACUGAUGUAUUUGAUGAAGAAACAUGGUACAUUUUCGUUGCCUGCUUUGUAGCAGGCACAUUUUUAGUUGCAUUUAUCCUUUCUAGAUUUAUUACACUGAAACCUGUAGAAUAAAUUUACAAAAAUAUUGUUUUAAAAUUUGUAAUUUGUAUUCAUAUAGAGAAGGCAUCAAAUACAUUUGACAAAUUUGAUUAACAUUAUAUUGUAAUAAUAAAAUUUUCUAUAUGUUCCAUAUGAUAUGUAAAUGCAAAACACUUAUUAUAAUCAAAUAUUAUAUUAUACUAUUAUAUACAAUAUUAUAUUGAAGUAUAUUCAAUUAUUUGAAAUAUUUAUUUAGUAGUUAUAUUAUUUCCUAUUGUGAAGUGUUGAUUAAUUAGUUUUAUAUACUCUUUUCUGCUUUGAACAUGCAAUCUAUCAAAUUGACAUUUAUAUUAUAUAGUUUUCAUAAAUGUAUUUUGAUGAUUUUAGUGAACGUUAAAUAAUUUGUAUCUUUAAUGUAAUAAAAGUUAUCUAAUAAAAUUAACAAAA
Frieseomelitta varia is the source of this 708-nucleotide messenger RNA. RefSeq lists its product as uncharacterized. Lineage: Eukaryota; Metazoa; Arthropoda; Insecta; Hymenoptera; Apidae. The coding region runs from base 103 to 294 and encodes 63 amino acids. The record is from RefSeq and is a predicted model, not a curated record. The transcript has a single exon.